ACCUGUUGGCUUUUGUGGAAGAACAGGAAUGAGCACCUCUUCCAAGGCCAGUUGAAAUCUUAUGAGGAAGUCCAGUUUAGGUCCAAACAACUCCGACAGCAAAUCAGUCAAGCACUCGCAAAGGAGACCACCAUUUUUGGAGCCGGGGGACUCCGAGAAUGGCGGGAUGUUCAGUGGCACCCACCGCCGAGUGGCUGGGCCUGCAUCAAUACUGAUGGCUCAGUCACUCAUUCUCCUGCGAGCACGACUUGUGGCGGCAUAGUGAGAGGGGACGAUGGACGAUUCAUCCGAGCUUUCACAGCGAAUUUGGGAAGGGGUUCGAUUACUCGUGCGGAGCUGACUGGGCUUGCUUAUGGGUUGAGACUGGCUUGGGAGGAGGGGAUCAGGAAAGUUGUUCUACAGACUGACUCGUGCACUGCGAUUAACCUGAUCGAGAAGUCUACUCCACAGCAUCCACAUUUCACCUUGGUGUCUGAGAUCCGCCGAUGGCUUCAUCAGGGGUGGCAGAGAUGGCUCACUUCCCCAGUUGGAUAUCGCACUUCAAUUCCCAUCUUCCCUCCCUUGCACAAUCAACAAUGGCCGCCGCCACCAACCUUCUCACCUCAGUCUUCAUCCUCUACCUGUCUUUCGCCUUUCAGUUGUUCCCCUCUGUCGUGCGAUGCGUCGCUACUGCUAGAAACGGCGAACGGAAUCAAAUCGGAGAAGGACACCAGCCGAAGCUUCGGGAUGAGGAAUUUCAAGUACGUCGCCACCAUCAAGCGCGCCCUCGAGUCCCACUGCCCGUCCACCAUCUCCUGCGCCGACAUCGUCUCUCUCUCUGCCCGCGACGGGAUUGUCAUGCUGGGCGGCCCGAGAGUGGAGCUGAAAACGGGGCGCAGGGACAGCAAGCAGAGCUACGCUUUGGAUGUGGAGAGCUCCAUCCCCAACCACAACGACUCCAUCUCGGCCGUCCUCUCCCGUUUCGGGUCCAUGGGCCUCGACACCGAAUCCACGGUCGCUCUCCUCGGGGCCCACUCCGUCGGCCGGGUCCACUGCGUCAAUCUGGUGGGCCGGCUCUACCCGACCGUCGACCCGAAUCUCGACCCGGAAUAUGCCGGGUACCUCAAGGCCCGGUGCCCGACCCCCGACCCGGACCCGAAGUCCGUGCUCUACUCCAGAAACGACCGCGAGACGCCGAUGAUUCUGGACAACAUGUACUACAAGAACGUGCUGGAGCACAAGGGGUUGCUUUCGGUGGACCAGCAGCUGGCUUCCGACCCUCGCACGGCGCCGUUUGUGGAGAGGAUGGCUGCCGACAACGCCUAUUUCCACCAGCAGUUUGCCAGGGCGGUGGUGGUAUUGUCGGAGAACAACCCGCUCACUGGGGCGGCGGGGGAGGUUAGGAGGGAUUGUCGUUAUGUAAAUGGCAACUAAACGGGCGGGCUUGAAGUGAAGUCCAUAUAUUUAUGGGCCUAAGGCCUUUGAUGUCGAAGUGUUACGAUAUGUAAUGACAGCUGGAUCGGUCUUUUGAGUUGAAAGUGAUUUCGAAAUAAUAUGAUGC
This is a messenger RNA of Linum tenue, 1540 nucleotides long. Lineage: Eukaryota; Viridiplantae; Streptophyta; Magnoliopsida; Malpighiales; Linaceae. The record is from the annotation of a GenBank genome assembly.